Messenger RNA from Aspergillus fijiensis CBS 313.89, 1078 nucleotides. RefSeq lists its product as uncharacterized. Bases 150 to 848 code for a protein of 232 amino acids. The transcript has a single exon. NCBI's taxonomy places the organism in Eukaryota, Fungi, Ascomycota, Eurotiomycetes, Eurotiales, Aspergillaceae. The record is from RefSeq and is a predicted model, not a curated record.
AGCAAAGUCUUGUUCAAGAUAAGACAUCUCACUUGCUCAGCAUAACAGCUGCUCACCGUGUUUCCUUGAUUCAGCAACCGAGGUAAACUUACUUUCUUCGUCUUGCUCGUGAGACCAAGCCGGACUUCCUUGAUUCUUUUGACGGCCCGAUGCCGUUCUUCAGCACACAAAAACGACGACAACGACGACCCUUCAUAACCCCAUCGCUGCCUGAUCACCAGGACAGCAAGCCUUCACGGACAGGCAGCCACUCGAUCCGUGCACUUUUCACCGGCAAGAAGACCAGGCCUGCAGCCCAUUCUAGUCCCACCACUCCACCGCUACCCAACGGCAGCGAAACCGGUAUAGGACCGAACACCACCGCCCCUCAGAACACUCAGGGAACAUUCUCAAUCUCAUUCCACCCCAAGACCCAAACCACACUCUGCUGGCAGAACAUCGAUCCCCCGCAUGAUCUACUGGUUUCUCUCGACGAGAAAGCCCUGGAACAGCAAUUCCUGUUAAACCGACCCCGAGCCACCGAGAUGAUCGACACCAGCAGAACCACGUCCCCAAAGUACACGUCCCCGAAGGGAGUGGCCGCCUCCCUCCUCCCGGGCUACAACGACGUCAGCGGCUCCGUCAUCGUCGACUGGGACGGGUAUCCGCAUUUCCUUUCCCCGCAGGAGGAAGUCGAUCGCAAACUGCAGCUGGAGGCAGCGGUGCAGGAGCGGAUGUUGGGGUUGCCCGGUGCCCACCAGCAGGAGGGUCAUUAUGCUCCGCCGAGGUAUACGCCGGCGAGCUCGAAGUCCGGAUCGCGGUCCUCGCAUUCGAGUACGAGUAGUGGCGGGUCAUCCGGUCGGAGAUGAUGGGGCUGGUUUCUCGGGGGGCUCGGGAUAAGCAGGACAGCGACUCCAGGACGACUUCGACGUGCAUUUCCACGGAUUCGUGAGCGUGGAUCCGUUGAUGAUGAGCGAGCGGGGAUGGAAGGCACUUCUCGACUCGGUUUGCCGUGCCCUGGGAGCUGAGCCUCGAACGCAGAUUUAUGAUUGAUGAACUUACGACUGCGUGGGACGGGAUAUGCACGAUGGAUGGAUGA